This is a messenger RNA of Rhineura floridana, 3948 nucleotides long. RefSeq names its product neuroglobin (gene NGB). NCBI's taxonomy places the organism in Eukaryota, Metazoa, Chordata, Lepidosauria, Squamata, Rhineuridae. Gene Ontology annotation, molecular function: oxygen binding; heme binding. The record is from RefSeq and is a predicted model, not a curated record. The coding region runs from base 607 to 1089 and encodes 160 amino acids. The transcript has 4 exons.
ACAUAAAGGAGCACGAGUUGGGCAAAUCUCGACAAAGUCAGGCCGUGUGGAUCAUGCGAUGUAGCUGGAAGCGGGCGCUGUCCCUUUAAGAGCUCCUGUUACACUGUUAAAAGCGUGGAAGGUGCCGCUGCUCUGGGGAGAGGCGCUCUGAUUUUUGCGCCUACUCGGGUGAGACGAGGGCAGAUCAGAGUUGUUACUGGGAGAUCGGGGGUGGUGGAAGAAGCGUCCCCCCCUCCUUUGUGGCUCCGGACGGCAACAUGGCGCUCCCACAGGGCACCCGGGCUCCUCAGGCCACAGCAGGAGACCUGUCUCAACCCAGCGGAGCGGCGCCCUAAACAGAAGCGAAGCAAAGGAACGACGCGUCGGGGCUGUUUAGCGCCGCCGUUCUAGCGAUGUGAGUGCGAAGUCUCGAGCGCGAGGCGAGGAAGCGGGAUCUGAGAGCAGCGGAGCCGAGCGCCUUUGCUGCGGGCGUCUCCGAUCGCCCCGGGAUCAGGGCCGCCACCUGUUACUCCGAGAGCAGAUCGAGCCUCGGCGGGCGGGCGGGAGACAGCGACGGCUUCUCGCCACGCAGCGGCGCGGCUCCUCCAGUUGCGCCUCUCCGGGAAAAUGGAGAGCGGCGGACUUUCGAGCGCGGACCAGAAGCUGAUCCGUGAGAGCUGGCAGAAAGUGAGCGCCAACCCCCUCGAGCACGGCAGCGUCCUGUUUACCAGGCUUUUUGAUUUGGACCCUGAUUUGUUGCCCCUUUUCCAGUACAACUGCAGGAAGUUUUCUACUCCUCAGGAGUGCCUCUCAUCACCCGAGUUCCUGGAACACAUUAAGAAGGUAAUGCUGGUAAUAGAUGCAGCCGUGACCCAUUUGGAGAAUUUGCACUGUCUGGAAGAAUACCUUGCCAGCCUGGGUAAGAAACACCAGGCAGUUGGAGUGAAGGUGGAGUCUUUUUCGACUGUGGGAGAAUCCUUGCUGUAUAUGCUGGAAAAAUGCCAUGGUCCUGCCUUCAAUGUGAAUGUGCGUGAGGCCUGGACCCGGCUGUAUAGCGCUGUGGUAAAAGCCAUGAGCCACGGCUGGGAUGUUCCCAGGAAGGUGGAAUAAACCUGGACCAGGUUGUUUGAGUCCCAGCUGCUCUUGAUCAGGAAUAGCUCUGAGAAGCUAGCUUGCUUUUCCAGCUCUGUGCAUCUCAGAGUAAUCUCAGCAGCUCUCUCUCUCUCUCUCUCUCUCUCUCUUGUUUUAUUCUUGCAUUCCCCAUCUUUCUUGUGAUAACGUGAUGAUGCUCCUGUAUUUCAGUAUCGCAGUUCCACGUAUCUGUUUGCAGGGGGCAGAAGAGAGCCAGGCUGGAAUUUAUAGCAGAGGUGUCAAGUGCAGCCAGCAGUGUUACUUCCAAACGGCAUGUUCUAACUCUCUAUUCCUCAUCUUCUUUCAAAGAAUAAUUACAAAGAUCCCUUAGCACAGAAGGAUGAUUGUACCAACCUUUCCCUUGGGAUGUGAACCUGAGAUUGUUUCAGUGAAGUUAAUCAGGAAUGUGUGUUUCCUUGGAAUUAUCCAAGCAGUGUAGCUUUUAAAAACUUGGGUUAAUUCUACUGUAAGGCUCUUUUUAGUGUGCUUGAACUGCUAGAUGGCUGAUUUUGAAAUGCUUGGCUGCAAGUUAUAACUUGAAAGCCAGUGGAAACGCAGCAGCUGACAAUUCCUUGUGAGUGAAAAUAUAAUUUUGUGGUGAAAUUAGUGACAGAUGCAGCUUUUAUCCUGGGAAAAGCUUCCAAAAUUUGGCCUGGUUUCUGGCCAAAGGAGAGUCUGUAGCAUAAAAUCCAUUUCUAGGCAACUGCUUAAUGCCAGUUCUUCACUUCCUCCCCAGGCAUUUUUGCUACAGCCUUCCAGGUGCUUGACAAAAUUCUCUUACCUCUUUGUAUGAGCCUUUAACCUACUAGCUGUCGUUGUUUGUAGAGCACGUCUUGAAAAAUUAGAAACCGAGACAAGAAAUCAGGGAAACAGACUAGUUUGUGGAUGGCUCUACAGUAAUUAUUAAUAGAGUUACUACUAUUAGAUCCAGCAGUGACCAAUCCUUAUCAGGUCAUGUAGACAGGUAGGUGGAGCUGACCACCUGCUAAGCACCUUAAGUCAGAUCAUUGAAAGGUCAAGUUGGGGGUGCAAAGGAAGAUUUCUUUCACCAUGCAGAGUGACAGGGAAAAGGUGCCACAUUUUAAAGGCACCGUAUUUUGCCUGCAAAGGAAGAAUCUAUUCUUCAUUUGCAGCUGUGAUUUGAACUUUCUUGUGCCUGAUCUCAUAUAUGAGAUCAGACCCAGGAAAGGCAGCUGUGGUUCACCCAAACCACCUGGUGGGCCCAAACUCAAGGCUUGGCAGGCUUAAUUAAGCCCAUAGAUCAGAGGUACAUUUUCCCCACCCUCAGUAGAGCUAGUGACAAACUAUUUCCUGGGAAGCGAUCUUUCUGCCAGGGCUUUACACAUAGAGCAAAUGUAAGUCUCACAUGAUGGUAUCUUAUGCUUUAUAUGUGAUAUAUGUGAAACUAGAUAAUUUGGAGCAGUUUACUAUCGGUGAUCUUCCGUACAAAGUGCAAAGAAUUGCCCACUCAUGAUCAUGAAUUUUGUUCAUGUGCGAAGAGAACAUUUGUGUGUCAAAGCUUAAUUCAGAGAUGGUUCCAUAUUUGAGUUUAUUUAGUGUUGGAUUAAAAUGUCUCCGUAUGGAGGUGCAUGCCUUUUUGGUUUUGUAGGGUAAUUUUGUUUUUUGUUGCCGAGCUUUUGUUAUUUCAAUUAACUCCAAAACAGCCUAGGGACAGCUACUUGAAACAGUGUAAGGUAAGAAUCAUAUCCACCAGCACUGAGUUGGUGUCUACAUCUUAAAGCUGCAGCCUUCUACUGUGGGCUCUUUGCUGAUCUAGGCCCCUCUGCAGUUUUGCUUUUACUGAAGAACUUGGGAGUGCCUCUUGUUUGAUACAUUGUUUAGCUGGCUCUGGAAGAGUCCUUAUAGCAUGACAUCAGCCCAUCAUGGAAACGCAUGCACAGUAUGAUUCAUGUUCUUCCCUAGGUGUUGAGCAAGAGCUGAAUCGCUUCGUAGGACAUUGCAUGAGAGAGAUAUUAAAAAAGCAGCAAUCUAGUGGAAACAGACCUUCUCAAUAUUUUGGGGGCAUAUUGCAAGUGACAUAUUUGGCACAUCCACACCCCAAUUAGGUAGAAUACAGAGGCUUCACCUACUAGCUCCAACUGUUUAGCACACCUAGCUUUUCCCUUCUCCCUUUCCAACCUCCUCUCCCCCCACAAAUACCCUCCUAUUUAUUUUCAUGUCUCUCGCUCCCCCCCCUUUGCCCCAGAGCCCAAAGUUGUCUGAACAUGUCUUCUUGAGAUUGGGAUAAGAUUCCCCUCAACCUCAAGCUUGAUGCAGGUGAUGGUGGUGCGAGGAAUUCAAGUAGCAAGAUAAAACUGAAAAUUCCUAGAGGCCAGGUCUAGUUCAUGGGCAAACAGAAAGGUACACAGCAGUAGCCAAUCAGAAAACAAAUAUGAUGUGAAUUCUUCAAUGAUCAGUCGUCAUCACAUUCUUGGUCCAUCACCAGAAGCGCUUUUUCCUACACAAUGUAUCCACUGUGUUAAGUGCACUGAUUUAAUACUGUAUAGAAAAAAGAAUCAGAAUCCUCAUUAUAUAACUACAACUCAGUGGGUAUUGUGACUGAGGUCUAAUUCUCUGAAGAGGAGAUAAGCCUGUUUCUGGGUUGUACUGCUUCAGACUGCUGAUUGCCGGGGGGGGGGGAUCACAUAAUUGAAUUCUCCUCCAUACAAAAAUAGUUGCUGCACCUAGAAAAAGAAAUGUCAGGGAGAAGAGCUCUAUCCAGGCUUUCUCCCAACAUGUAAAGCAGGGCCCUUGUAAGCUUUUCAUACCUCUUUUCACAUUAUUUGUGUGCCAUAUUUUGUUGAGUUCUGAAACAAAUUAAAAAAACUGUUCUUGGUG